Messenger RNA from Trichoderma gamsii, 822 nucleotides. RefSeq lists its product as hypothetical. The transcript has 4 exons. Lineage: Eukaryota; Fungi; Ascomycota; Sordariomycetes; Hypocreales; Hypocreaceae. The record is from RefSeq and is a predicted model, not a curated record. The coding region runs from base 1 to 822 and encodes 273 amino acids.
AUGUAUACACUCCAUUCCCCUGCUGGCCCUUCCCAAAGCCGCAGGGCGACCGUCGAGGAUCCCGCCGCUCCAUUCUCGGAAGAAGAGAUCAACUCUUUCCGUGCGGGACUUGACGAGACUUUUCGCAUGUUCAUCAACUCAUUGGGUCCGCGGCCUACCCCGGUGACCCCAGAGCACAUGAACUGGGCAUUGCAGCAGGUUGUCGAACCUCUUCCGGAUAUCAGACUCACUGUUGGCUACACAUCAUCUUUCAUCAGAACUCGCCGCUCUGAAUACCAGUCCAGUACAUCUUUCCCUUCAAAGAGACUAUCAGAGAAGAUUGAACAGCUCUUCCUAGACUCAACAGCCAAAAAAAGCGAAGCCAAUCCUUCGUCCCAGCUAAAAGCCCUACCCUCGACAGCACUAGACUCAAUAACGCAAUCCCUCGCAUCUUCCUUUCUGGAGCCAUUUCGCUUGGUAGGACCUGCCGAGAUUGCCCAACUUAUGGUUAACUCGUUAGGUCCACCGCCUAUUGGGGUGAAUCAACAAGCUUGGGCCGACCAGCAACUCGUCGAGCCCUUUCCUGGCGUCUUUGUCUCCAUUACCAGGAUCGCUGCUCCGAUUACCGAGGAGGAAACAGCCUUCUUGAACGCGAAGGUGGCCGAGUCUGCGCCGCUCAACGCUCAGACCAUCACCGCACAGCCUACAUGUAGCCAGCGUCUCGGCGUCCUCGGCGCCAUUGGCAUCUCUUCGGCACGCAAACACUCGUGGUCGGCUGCAACGGCACCUAACAUGAGUCUUAUCGGUGCUCCAAAUUUACCGAGACUGCUCGAGUUGCCAUGA